CCGUCCCUUCUUCCCAAAAGUAUUCCCCCCUGCUGUUUUCUUUAACGAAAAAGAAAUUUUUUUUAGUUCGGCCAUUUAGAAAUCCAUGUCGAUCCCCAUUUCUCCUUUCCGUGGAAUCCACCACGUGGGCUUCUCGAAGGUGUCGUUGCUCAAGACAAGCCCCCCCCUUCCCCUUCUCUCCCACACUCUAUAAAUAGACUUCAUCUCCCAAUCCCCCUCCCCCAAAUCGAACGCCUUCAAAUCUUAAACAAAAAAACAAAAGGAAAAAAAGAAAAAAAAGAGGAAAAAAAAAAUCACCGACCCGGACUCCCCCGACUCCCGAAGAAGCUCAAACUUAGAGCCCAAACUCUCCCCCCACCCGCCUUCCUUGCUUUCCUCUCUUCCUCCUCUUGUUCGAACCCAAACCAUGACGGCCUCCACCAAUCUCCACUCAGGAGUAGCCGACCACCUCUACACAGCCCACCAAUCGAAUCCUCUCUUGGGCCUCAAUCGCUCUAAAUCUUUUAUCAAAUUACUAAGAACGCCUCCACCCCAACCCACCUGCAUCCAUUGUUCCACCUCCUCCCAUUCCAUCCUCAACCUCUCCACCCACUCCUCUUCCUACUUCCCACCAUCUCCUUAUCUCAAGGAGGACUUGCCGUCGCCGGCGACGUCGACCAAGCCCGAUCAGCGGAACCACCGCCCCCAGACCGCACGGCCACAGUGGAACUUCAUCCAGCGACUGGCCGCCGCCGCCCUCGAUGCCGUCGAGAACGCCUUCAUAUCCAACGUGCUCGAAGGCCCGCACCUGCUGCCCCAGACCGCCGACCCCGCCGUCCAGAUCGCCGGCAACUUCGCUCCCGUCGACGAGCAGCCUCCCCACCAUGACCUCCCCGUCUCCGGACGGAUCCCGCCGUCCAUCAAUGGUGUGUACGUGCGGAACGGCGCCAACCCGCUAUUCGAGCCCGUCGCCGGCCACCACUUCUUCGACGGCGACGGUAUGGUCCACGCCGUCCGCCUCCGCAAUGGCAGCGCCAGCUACGCGUGCCGGUUCACCGAGACGGAGCGCCUCCGGCAGGAACGCGCGAUCGGGCGGCCGAUCUUCCCCAAGGCCAUCGGCGAGCUCCACGGCCACUCCGGCAUCGCCCGCCUCCUCCUCUUCUACGCCCGCGGCCUCUUCGGCCUCGUCGACGCCUCCCACGGAACCGGCGUCGCCAACGCCGGCCUCAUCUAUUUCCACGACCGCCUCCUCGCCAUGUCGGAGGACGAUCUCCCCUACCACGUCCGCAUCACACCCUCUGGCGACCUCGAGACCGUCGGCCGCUACGACUUCGACGGGCAGCUCCGCUCCGCCAUGAUCGCCCACCCCAAGCUCGAUCCGGCCACCCGCGAGCUCUUCGCUCUCAGCUACGACGUCAUCCAGAAGCCGUACCUCAAGUACUUCCGCUUCUCCCCCGACGGCAACAAGUCGCCGGACGUCGAGAUCCCCCUCGACCAGCCGACCAUGAUGCACGACUUCGCCAUGACCGACAAUUUCGUCGUGAUCCCCGACCAGCAGGUAGUCUUCAAGCUCCAGGAGAUGAUCCGCGGCGGCUCGCCGGUCGUCUACGACCGGAGCAAGACCUCCCGCUUCGGGAUCCUCCCCAAGUACGCCGCCGACGCGUCGGAGAUGAUGUGGGUCGACGUUCCCGACUGCUUCUGUUUCCACCUCUGGAACGCAUGGGAGGAGCCCGCCACCGGCGAGGUCGUCGUCAUCGGCUCCUGCAUGACGCCGGCCGAUUCCAUAUUCAACGAGAACGACGAGAGCCUCAAGAGCGUGCUGUCGGAGAUCCGGCUCGAUCCAUCGACCGGCAAGUCCACCCGCCGGCACAUUCUCGCCCCCGACGACCAAUUGAACCUGGAGGCCGGAAUGGUGAACCGGAACAAGCUCGGUCGGAAGACCCGCUACGCCUACCUGGCCAUCGCGGAGCCGUGGCCCAAGGUGUCGGGCUUCGCGAAGGUGGACCUGUUAACCGGCGAGGUGGCCAAGUUCAUGUACGGCGGCAGCCGGUACGGCGGGGAGCCGUACUUCGUGGCGAGGGAUGCGGCAUCGCCGAGGGAGGAUGACGGGCACGUGCUGGCCUUCAUGCACGAUGAAACGACGUCGGAGUCGGAGCUGCUCAUCGUCAACGCUGCCGACAUGCGGCUCCAGGCGUCGGUGAAGCUGCCAUCCAGAGUUCCCUAUGGCUUUCAUGGGACAUUCAUCAACUCAAAGGACUUGGAGUCACAGGCUUAGAAGAGGAGGCCACCCCUCUUCUUCUGUAUCUAUCUUCUUCCUUUGAGGGUGAGGGGAGAUUUACCAGAGGGAUAUGCUUGAUGGAGGUCCCCGGAGUCUCCCUGGUUAGUUUAUUCUGUUUGGUUUACCAUGUUUUGUUUUUACCGUUGGUUUCUUUUCUACAGUUAGUAGUACUUUAGGACCGUGAGAGAGUAGAGACCAGCUCGUAGCUUUGUUUGGGGCUGUAGUUAGGUUUGGCGAGCUCAGCUGGUCUCUGUUAUUCUUUCUUUCCCCUUUUUUCCCCUCCUCCUCUCUCAGUUUAUAGGUAGUGAGACCGUUGUUGAUGAUAGCUUUGUUUCCAUAAUAAUUCUCUUCACGAUCUUCUCAUGUCUUUGUCUAUUGAGUGAAGGGGGAUCAUGUAUUCGUGUGUAGGGAAGCACAGGGCCCCAUCCCCUUGGUUUCCUGGCUUGUGAAUAUUAUUCAGAAUAAAAUAUAUAUGUAUAUGUUGUUGUUGUUGCA
Messenger RNA from Elaeis guineensis (African oil palm), 2752 nucleotides. RefSeq names its product 9-cis-epoxycarotenoid dioxygenase, chloroplastic. Lineage: Eukaryota; Viridiplantae; Streptophyta; Magnoliopsida; Arecales; Arecaceae. Gene Ontology annotation, biological process: carotene catabolic process. Gene Ontology annotation, cellular component: chloroplast stroma. The record is from RefSeq and is a predicted model, not a curated record. Gene Ontology annotation, molecular function: carotenoid dioxygenase activity.